GCGGUGGCAUGUGCCCGCUCGGUCUCCAUCUGCUGCGGUGGGGUGGCAGUGAGAUGCGGUCCCAGCCGAGCGGCCGGCCACCCCGGCAGAGGAGCGAAGCCUCCUUCCACCCUCAGCGGUAAUUUAGGGCGGUUUCCACUGCCGCUCGCAGGAAGCCACGUGCAGGCAGCGCCGGUGACGUUGCCAGCAUCAGCAUGGUGAGAUGGCCCGGCAGCUCAUCCGGUAGGGCGAUGGAGGUGCCGCUGCCCGGAGGCACCGGGACCCGGGCUGGGGGCACCGUGGGGGGGGGGGAGGUCUUGUGUCCCAUGCGCCCGGACGAUGCUAACGUCGCGGGGAACGUCCAUGGGGGAACCAUCCUGAAGAUGAUCGAGGAGGCGGGAGCCAUCAUCAGCACCCGCCACUGCAACUCCCAGGCCGGGGAGCCCUGCGUGGCCGCGCUGGCGCGGGUGGAGCGGACAGACUUCCUCUCCCCGGUGUGCAUCGGCGAGGUGGCCAACGUCAGCGCCGAGAUCACCUACACCUCCCGGCACUCUGUGGAGGUCCAGGUCAACGUCAUGUCUGAAAACAUUUUAACAGGGGCGAAGAAGGUGACGAACAAGGCAACGCUGUGGUAUGUGCCACUGUCCCUGAAGAAUGUGAACAAGGUCCUUGAGGUUCCCCCUAUUCAGUAUGCGAGAAAGGAGCAGGAGGAAGAGGGGAAGAAGCGUUAUGAGGAACAAAAGCUGGAUCGACUGGAAACUAAGCAGAGAAAUGGCGACGUGAUCUUCCCUGUCAUCAACCCAGAGCCACACACCGUUGGCUACAGCCAGUCCAGCUUGAUCCACCUGGUGGGACCGUCGGACUGCACGCUGCUGGGCUUUGUGCAUGGAGGUGUCACCAUGAAGCUCAUGGACGAAGUCGCCGGGAUCGUGGCUGCCCGCCACUGCAAGACCAACAUUGUCACUGCCUCGGUGGACGCCAUCAACUUCCACGAGAAGAUCAAAAAAGGGAGCGUCAUCACCAUUUCGGGGCGCAUGACCUUCACGAGCAAUAAGUCCAUGGAAAUCGAAGUCUUUGUGGAUGCCGACCCAUUCGUGGACGAGCCUCGGGAGCGGUACCGUGCUGUCAGCGCCUUCUUCACCUACGUCUCCCUGAGCAAGGAGGGGAAGCCCCUGCCUGUCCCGCAGCUGCUGACGGAGACGGAGGAUGAGAAGCGGCGCUUCGAGGAAGGGAAGGGCAGGUACCUCCAGACAAAAGCCAAGCGGCAGGCGCAGAUGCAGCAGGCUGCCCAGCAGUGAUCCCGCCCCGCGCUCUCG
Egretta garzetta (little egret) is the source of this 1295-nucleotide messenger RNA. It is a transcript of the gene ACOT7, whose product is annotated as acyl-CoA thioesterase 7. The transcript is spliced from 8 exons. Gene Ontology annotation, molecular function: long-chain fatty acyl-CoA binding. Bases 195 to 1277 code for a protein of 360 amino acids. Gene Ontology annotation, biological process: palmitic acid biosynthetic process; acyl-CoA metabolic process. The record is from RefSeq and is a predicted model, not a curated record. Gene Ontology annotation, cellular component: nucleoplasm; cytosol; extracellular exosome. NCBI's taxonomy places the organism in Eukaryota, Metazoa, Chordata, Aves, Pelecaniformes, Ardeidae.